AUGUCUAGUAAGUGUGCUAGAUGGCUUCAGGAGGAGCUGGAGAACGGGGCCACGGCUCUCCUGCUCCUGGACUGCAGAGCGCAUGAGUCGUACGAGUGCUCCCACAUCGAAUCGGCGAUCAACUUGGCCAUACCGGGCCUCAUGCUGCGCCGGCUGAAGAAAGGCAACCUGCCCAUCCGCUCCAUCAUCCCCAACAACGAGGACAAGGAGAAAUUUGUCAAGCGCUGCAAGACUGAUGUUGUGGUGCUGUAUGAUGAGGCGGCUUCGGAGAGACAGGAGACCGGGCUGGGGAGCUCUGUCCUGGGGCUUCUGCUGCACAAGCUCCGGGAUGAUGGAUGUAAAGCUUUUUACCUGGAGGGUGGCUUCAACAAGUUCCAGUCGGAGUAUCCGGAGCACUGCGAGACCAACCUGGACUGCUCCUGCCCCAGCAGCUCCCCGCCCGCCUCAGUCCUGGGUCUGGGAGGUCUGCGGAUCAGCUCGGACUGCUCGGAUGGAGAAUCGGACCGAGAGCCGGGAAGUGCCACUGAGUCGGAGGGAAGUCCAUUACCCAGCAACCAGCCAGCGUUCCCGGUUCAGAUCCUGCCCUAUCUGUACCUGGGCUGUGCCAAAGACUCCACCAACCUGGAUGUACUCAGUAAAUACAACAUUAAGUACAUUCUCAACGUGACUCCGAAUCUGCCCAACAUGUUUGAACACGAGGGGGAUUUCAAGUACAAGCAGAUCCCCAUCUCGGACCACUGGAGCCAGAACCUGUCCCAGUUCUUUCCAGAGGCCAUCUCAUUCAUUGACGAGGCUCGCUCCAAGAAGUGUGGGAUCCUGGUGCACUGCCUGGCCGGGAUCAGCCGCUCGGUCACCGUCACCGUGGCGUACCUCAUGCAGAAGCUCAACCUCUCGCUGAACGACGCCUACGACUUCGUCAAGCGCAAGAAAUCCAACAUCUCGCCCAACUUCAACUUCAUGGGGCAGCUUCUGGACUUCGAACGGACUCUCGGCCUCAACAGCCCCUGCGACAACCACGCCUCCACUCCGCCGCACGACCAGCUGUUCUUCACCACUCCCACGAACCAUAACGUGUUCCAACUGGACACACUGGAGUCCACAUGA
This is a messenger RNA of Knipowitschia caucasica, 1104 nucleotides long. The record is from the annotation of a GenBank genome assembly. NCBI's taxonomy places the organism in Eukaryota, Metazoa, Chordata, Actinopteri, Gobiiformes, Gobiidae.